Triticum turgidum subsp. durum (durum wheat) is the source of this 948-nucleotide messenger RNA. The record is from the annotation of a GenBank genome assembly. Lineage: Eukaryota; Viridiplantae; Streptophyta; Magnoliopsida; Poales; Poaceae.
AUGACUGCAGAAAAGCGUAUACCGUUACAUGAAUUACGUGAGAUUACAAAUGGAUUCUCAGUGGACUCAAGAAUAGGACAGGGUGGGUAUGGAGAUGUUUACAAGGGACUGUACAAAGGAAGAGAUGUUGCUGUGAAGUUGCUUCAUGUUGAUACGAUACAAGGAAUUGAUGAUCAACAAUAUCUCAAUGAAGUUGGUAACCUUUUGAGGGUUAAGCAUCCAAAUAUCGUGCAGUUACUUGGUUAUAGUUAUGAAACAACUUCUGAAUUGGUUGAACACAAGGGUAAGCAAGGUCUUAGUAAACACAUAUAUAGAGUCCUCUGCUUCGAGUACUUGCAGGGUGAAAGCCUAGACAAGCGUCUUCCUGAAGAAUCUUUUGCACCUGAUUGGAGCAUACGUUACAUGAUUAUAAAGGGCAUUUGUGAAGGAUUAAAUUUCCUUCACAGGUGUGAACCACCAAUUUUUCAUCUUGAUCUAAAGCCUGCCAAUAUAUUACUAGACAGUUCCAUGAUGCCUAAAGUGGCAGAUUUUGGAUUGUCAAGGGUCAUCAGUCAAUCACACACUCAAGUCACAAAACAAAUCAAAGGAACCCAGGCGUACAUGCCACCAGAAUUCAUAAAAGAUGGCUAUAUCUCACGUAAGAAUGAUGUCUUCAGUUUAGGACUUGUGAUGAUAGAGAUAAUGACAGGGUCUUUGGGUUACUCCGGUCAUAUAGAAAUGGACGAAGUCGUGCAAUUUACACAGAAGGUACUUAGCAAUUGGAAGAAUAGGAUAAAGGCCACUUCAGAGUACCCAUUAGAGGAAUCACAUCAAGUGCAGACAUGCAUCGACACAGCAAUGCGUUGUAUGGAACUUGACAGAAACAAUCGACCAACUAUAGCAGAAGUACUGGAUACUCUGAACAAGACAGAAACUCAUAUUCCCAAGAGACAGGAACAGAAAGACUAG